AAAAAAAAUUCUUAAAACUCAUCUCUGAAAUAUAUAUAUAGUUAUAAUAUAGUUUAUACAGUUUAUAAAACAACAACAACCACACAACAUGGGUAGAUAUAGUGUUAAAAGAUAUAAGACCAAGAGAAGAACUAGAGAUAUCGACUUAAUCUAUGAUGAUCUUUCAUCCAAAGAAAGUAUCGUUAAAUUAAAGAAUCAACCUAUUGAUGAAGAUAAAACUGGGUUAGCCCAAUAUUAUUGUAUACCAUGUGCUAAAUACUUUGAAAAUCAAAUCACAUUAGAUAAACAUACUAAAGCCAAGAAACAUAAGAGAAGAUUAAAGGACUUGAGUGUCAAACCAUAUACUAAUUUAGAAGCUGAAGCUGCAUCUGGAGUUAAUAUGAAUAAAUUUUUACAAUCAGUUGAACAAUAUAAACAAUUGGAACAAUUAAAAAAGGAAAAUAAUAAUGAAUUCGAUCAAUUAAUUAAUCAAAAGAAAGAUAAUUUGGAUGCCAUAAUAACAGGGGUACCAUCUGAAGAAUUCCAAAAGCAACAAGAAGAACAAGCUCAUCAAAAAGUGAUUGUUCAAGAUUCUGAAAUGGCUUAGUUCGGUUGAUUUCUGCAUUUAAUUAUUGUAUAUUAGCUUUUAUUUUAUUUCAUUUCAUUUUAUUUCCUUCAUUCGUUCCUUAUUUAUUUUACUUUACGUUAUCCAUAUAUAUUUCAUGAUAUGCAUUAAGAUCUCUAUUUUUUUUUUGAUUUGGCUUUUUAUUUUUUAUAUUUUUUUCUUUUUGAUAGAUAUAAUAACUGACAAUAUAGUUUAAUAUGUCAUGAUGAAUUAAUAAAUGUUAGUUUUACUUUUCAAAA
Messenger RNA from Scheffersomyces coipomensis, 843 nucleotides. RefSeq lists its product as uncharacterized. Gene Ontology annotation, molecular function: nucleic acid binding; zinc ion binding. The transcript has a single exon. Bases 89 to 586 code for a protein of 165 amino acids. NCBI's taxonomy places the organism in Eukaryota, Fungi, Ascomycota, Pichiomycetes, Serinales, Debaryomycetaceae. The record is from RefSeq and is a predicted model, not a curated record.